Magnolia sinica is the source of this 1796-nucleotide messenger RNA. RefSeq names its product protein DETOXIFICATION 55. The coding region runs from base 82 to 1599 and encodes 505 amino acids. The transcript has 2 exons. The record is from RefSeq and is a predicted model, not a curated record. Gene Ontology annotation, molecular function: xenobiotic transmembrane transporter activity; antiporter activity. Gene Ontology annotation, cellular component: membrane. Lineage: Eukaryota; Viridiplantae; Streptophyta; Magnoliopsida; Magnoliales; Magnoliaceae. Gene Ontology annotation, biological process: xenobiotic detoxification by transmembrane export across the plasma membrane.
CUUCAUUCCCUUGUUUUAUGACUCUCUCUCCCUCUAGAUCUCUCUCUUUCUGUAUAUAUAUUUAAAAAAAGACCAAAGAAGAUGGUUGCUGGAGAUCAAAUCCGAAAGUACCCGACAAUGCCAGAGAUUUUGGACGAGUUAAAGAGAAUCAAAGACAUUGGCUUCCCCAUCAUAGCCAUCAACUUGGUGGGGUACCUCAAGGGCCUAUUCUCAGUCGUCUGCAUGGGCCGCCUCGGCCGUCUCGAGCUCGCCGGUGGUGCCCUCGCUGUUGGCUUUGCCAACAUCACUGGCUACUCAGUCCUCUCGGGCCUAGCCAUGGGUAUGGAACCCGUCUGCAGCCAGGCGUUUGGCUCGCGCAACAUGUCACUUGUAUCGGUCACGUUACAGAGAACAAUUCUCAUGCUACUCUUUGCAUCUGUGCCUAUUGGGCUGCUGUGGAUUAACCUAGAAUCCAUCAUGCUGAGGCUACACCAGAGUGCAGACGUGACUCAGGUGGCUAGCCACUACUGCCUCUUUGCUCUACCAGAUCUUAUUGCUAAUAGCCUACUUCAGCCAUUGAGGAUUUACCUACGUAGCAAGGGCACACCUGAGCCAGUCAUGUGGUGCACGUUGCUCGCCGUCCUUCUUCAUCUCCCCCUCACUAACUUCUUGGCUAAUGCCCUCCAUCUGGGUGUUCCUGGCGUCGCCAUCGCGUCGUUUUGUACCAAUUUGAACACACUAUUGUUCCUUAUGUGCUACAUGUUGUAUACUCGUCCUAGUGCCACGCCUGAGCCGCUCAUGGCACCGUUGCCAUUAACACCGUUGCCGCCGUCGCCGCCAGCCUUCUCUUCAAAAUCGAUUGGAGAAGAAUGGGGUAUGUUGCUUCGCCUCGCGUUUCCUAGCUGUCUAGCUGUGUGUCUUGAAUGGUGGUGGUAUGAGUUCAUGACACUACUGGCUGGUUAUUUAAGCAACCCACAUGUGACAUUGGCAACGUCUGCUAUUGUGAUACAAACCACUUCGCUCAUGUACACACUCCCAAUGGCUCUCAGUGCCUCUGUAUCAACCCGUGUGGGCCACGAGCUCGGUGCAGGCCGGCCACAUAAGGCAUGGCUGGCAACCAUAGUGUCCAUGGUACUAGCCCUCCUGGUCUCGUUCAUAGGCCUGAUAUGGACUACCUUGGGCCGUGGUCUGUGGGGGAGGGUGUUCACCGAAGACCAUGACGUUCUGGAACUAACCAUGACUGUCCUACCCAUAAUUGGGCUCUGUGAGCUUGUGAACUGCCCUCAAACAACAGGGUGUGGCGUCCUCCGUGGCAGCGCGCGGCCAUCCAUCGGUGCCGCCAUCAACCUCUACUCAUUCUACCUGGUGGGCACUCCUGUGGCUGUUGUGCUGGCCUUUGUUUUUGGGUUUGGGUUUGUGGGCCUGUGUUAUGGACUUUUAGCGGCACAAAUAGCAUGUGCUUUGUCUAUGGUAACUGUAAUUUCAAAGACAGACUGGGAUAGAGAGUCCUUAAAGGCCAGGGAUUUAGUGGGGAGAGGAUUUGCAUGCGUACAUGAAAAUCAAACACCAGAUUCCGGAGAAGAGGCUCUCUUUCUCAAAGAAGUAGUCUUUGAGACGUGAAGGGAAGGAAUACAUACAAAAAUAUUAUUGAAUAGACCCAACUAAAAUAGCACUCGAAUUUGGAUUCAAUCAUGUCUACAUGUUUCCUAAGCUUUAUCUCUCGCUUAUAUAUCAGAAACCCGAGCAUAUAUUUUAAUCAUGUACACUACCAUGUACCACUGUUGCUGUGUAUACAUAAAUGGGGACAUUUCUAUGGA